UGUCUCUUUCUCUAGAACUGGAGGUUGUACAAAUACAACCCGAGCCUGUGCCCAAGAUGGCGUACUCAAAGGGGAUCUUGGUGUUCCCUGCAGAACUUCUCGAGAACAUACUCAUUAUUUCAGCUUCGUGCGGCUGGCCAGCUUCUAUUGCUGCACUCUCUCAAACCUGCAAAUACUUAUACAACCUGGUCUAUCAUGGCCCAGAUAAGCGUCUCUGGCGCGAGAUAUUUCUUUCCACAUUUGACGACCCAAGACCAGCUUUGGAGCAUCUCAGGGCGCUUGAUAUCGCGCUACCAGACUCUGAUGUUGACUCUUUCAACUGGGCGUUACAAUACCAAUCUCGGAUUCAAACCAAAUUGUACCUCAGAAGAUCGACUUCUCUCCCCAUAAACUCAUCGUCACGGUCUGGUUCUGUUAAAGGUCGUCCUUUUACUCGUUCUAUGGCAGCAAAAACUAGUCUGAUUAGCUCCCCGGAACUAAUAUUGGUGCUGAAGACACUCCUUUCUGUUAUCGCCACCUCGAGUCCCUUCCCUUCCUCUCCGACAAUAUCUUUUGUACCCGCCACUCCGUCUCUCGGCUUCAACCUGGCGGAUGCUCCUCCGUUUCCCCCUAUGAUUCUACUACUUUGCUCGCAGCUUCCUUCUGUUGUAGGAUGUCGCAAUACUGAUUGGCUCGAGGAAGUCCUUGCUAGAGGUUUUCCUGCCGAGCUCACGCGUACGCUGUUUGCAACUCUGUUUAUAAAUGUCCACGACACAACAUCGUUCAAGCCCCGUUUAACAUCUGCAUCAUAUUGGCAGGGAUCCGAGGUGGCCUACCUUUUCCACAAACUCGUGUCGUGCACAGGUUUUCUUCCUAUCCUGGGUCCUAGAUCUGAAGAUGGAGACGUAUCUUCUACCUUGUCUGAAUUGCCUUUAGUCAAGAAACAAUAUGUUGACGCACGCUCUCUCGCGCGGAGGAGGGUUUAUGAUAUGCGUUAUCUCAGAGCUGAUCGUUGCUGGGGCCCCUUCCUUCCCGUCGUCCGCAAAGAUAAUAAUAUUUCUUUACCAUUAAUGUCGGGGGCUUCCUAUUCUCUUUUGGGCAGUGAAUCAGAUAGCGAAGACGAGGAAGAAGAGGAUAUUUCGCUCAUCGUCGGUCGCAUCACCGGACAUGAAGGCGAUCGCCCCGUUGAACUCAGCCCUCCGAUCAGACCCGAAGAAUUGCUGCCAGAUUAUGUUUGGCUAGCGUCUGCAAGGAUUGUCCUAGAAGCCAACUUGAGAGAGGUAUCUCGUAGGUCGCCUGACGACGAGGACUUCUCUCUUAGGGAGAUUGUUCCUGCUUUGAGAAGGAUGGAAUGUUUGCGUAUAGGAGGUACUCUGGAAUAUUGGAAUGCUUGGAAUGAAAAGCAGAGUGGAAAUGGUGUAGGACCUAAUAGUAUGGAUAAUGGCAAAGGUAAGGCCAGGGAGUCGGAUGGCGAGGGGUGGGACUGGGCUGGAGUCGCAGGUAUCUGGAAGCGUUGCAUAUGUUGGCUCGACUAUCGUGAAUUGUUGAUCUACAACCUGCCGGUGAGAGCCAAUAGUUUUUUGGGUGAAAACAUCCAAGAAGCUCUCCGAAUUAUCCCCAUGACUGUGAAAGUCGUCGGAUACUCCAAACCCCCGCCUGCACCUUCAUCUUCAUCACCGGGUGGUAACGAGCGGCGAUUGCCCAUCAUACACGUCGAGGGUGAAUCACGGGGGUCAGAUUUGAGUUUGGAAACCAGUCGCUUCAUGAAAGGAACGGUCAGUAUGAUCGGGGAUGGCACAAUAAGGUGGAGUUUAGUCUCUACUAUUGCUGGUACAAUCGAGCCAGAGUGGUCCUCAGAGGCGGUACAGAUUGGAGGCCCAGGUGCUGCUGGAGGAUUGUUGGGCAUGUGGACGGGUGCACAGCAUGAGAGACCGGACCCCUUAGGUCCAUUCUGGGCAUGGAAAGUAGCGUGAUAAACAGACUCUAUCUGAGUCACUGGUAGCACACCAAUGUAAUCCAUGAAAUAGGCGUUGAAAACAGUUGUAACACAUUGAACACGAAGUUUACCCCACUCGUCCUUUAGGAAGCCCUCUGAAACAAGACGCAAAGUAAAAUUGGAGACACCUGAAUCGCUUCCUGCUGGCUGACCCAACAUCCGGGCACACUUGGGGUCACAUACAACACAUGAGUUUCAUGAUUUUUUUGUGAUGCGCGGUAAAGUGUAGAGUGAGGGAUACAACGCGAUAUGUAGAUGAAACCAUGAUAUGAAUGUAGCACGGAAAAGUAAGGAUAUCGAGAGAUAUAAUUUAGUCGAAAAGACCGAAACCCCAUGUCGUCGUCCGAUUCUUCUUUCUCUUCCUCUUUCUUCUCCUCUUCUUUUGGUGCUUCAGCAGCAGCAGCACCGCCGGCGGCAGCAGCGGGUGCGCCAACGGCAGGUGCUCCACCACCUGCACCGACGUUCGACAACAGGUCUUUCACGUCUUUGCCCUCCAGAGCUUUAGCAAGCAGUGAUGCCCAGAUUGGCUCGAUAUCGACGUUUGCGGCAGUGGUCAACGCGAGGAUUUUGUCAGAAGUAAUUUCAAUGCCAUCAUCGGCGAGGAUUAGGGCGGCGUAAGUGGGUGCUUGCUCUGUGGAUGCCAUUACUGUAGACAGCGAAACCAAAGUACGAUGAGGAUGGAAGUACAGAUAGUAUGAGAGUACAACGAAAACGCCAC
Molecule: messenger RNA, 2693 nt
Organism: Serpula lacrymans var. lacrymans S7.9
Lineage: Eukaryota; Fungi; Basidiomycota; Agaricomycetes; Boletales; Serpulaceae
Exons: 10
Coding region: 57-1952 (631 amino acids)
Molecular function (GO): protein binding
Source: RefSeq, a predicted model, not a curated record